Drosophila hydei is the source of this 246-nucleotide messenger RNA. RefSeq lists its product as uncharacterized. The transcript is spliced from 2 exons. Lineage: Eukaryota; Metazoa; Arthropoda; Insecta; Diptera; Drosophilidae. The record is from RefSeq and is a predicted model, not a curated record. The coding region runs from base 1 to 246 and encodes 81 amino acids.
AUGAAGCUGCUAAUUAUCUUUGCCUGUCUGCUGGGCUUGGCGCUUAGCCAUGAUCUAAUCUAUACGCCCAGCUAUAGCUACUAUAGCGCACCUGGACUGGCGUAUGCCUUGCCUUUGGCCUACACUCGACGCCUGAUCUCGCCGGCCAUACAGUCGCAGGUGUAUCACAGCGUGGAGACAGACAACUCCUAUCAACAGCAAUAUCGUGCGGACUAUAAGCCUUUGACCUAUGAGUAUCUCCUUUGA